GAAGAAACGGAGGCGAGAUUUGCAGCGUGUGUGGAGUUCGUAGGUCAGAGAGUCAGGGCCGCUUUUAGCAGUAAUAAAAAAGAAAGUAAAGAAAAACGUCAAAGAUGCUGUCUGUGCGUUUCCUGCGGUUACGGUCUCGCGCUCUUCCCCGGAUUUUCAGUAACAGUCAGUUAAAUUUCGCGCAGCAUCGCGCGCCAUUCUCCGUGUGCUGUGUGAGCGCAGCGAGGAGGAAGCAGCGAACUCUCAGGCACUCGUUCCUGGCUCUCAACGAGGUAUUUCACCGUCAGAUGCAGUCCCACGGUCCGUCCACCCGUGUCAUCUCCACGGCGCCACCCUCCGAGCACGGAAACCUCAUUUAUACUGGCAGCCUGGGUUUAGCUGUUCGGGGGGUGAAGAUGUUCUCGUACAGCACUAGUGCAGCCAGCCUCUUCCUCAUGCCACAAAUACUCCUGAAAACUGGACUCGGAGUCCAGAGUUUUGCCUUGCAGGCAGCUUUCUGUGGAGUCAUUGGCUUUUUUACCUUCCUUACCCCCAUCCUUCUUCACAUCAUCACCAAGGGUUACAUAAUCCGCCUGUACCACAACCCAGACAAAGAUGUCUACACAGCAGUCACCUACAGCGUGUUCCUCACCGAGAAAAAGAGCGUGUUCCACCAGAGCCAGGUGAGGAUCCCGGCUGUCAGUAAGAUGUUCACGACUUUCUACGCCGGGCAGGUGGGGUUCCUGGUAAACCCGGACAUUUUCCCCGUCCCGCACGACUACAAUCAUCUGAUGGGCUACGACAAACCGUUCAGUUUCAGAGCCGAUGACAUGGACCAACCUGACAAGAGCUGAGACUUAAGGAGGCAGAAUGUUGUUGACCAAGUAAACCUGAGUGCACAGCUCAGACUCUGUGUCUACCAGAGACAAACAUCCACGGACAAAAUGCUCCCACGUUUGUCUUCACUAUAAUAAUGGUAAUUAAGUGUUAAUAAAA
Pelmatolapia mariae (spotted tilapia) is the source of this 975-nucleotide messenger RNA. It is a transcript of the gene tmem70, whose product is annotated as transmembrane protein 70. Bases 105 to 833 code for a protein of 242 amino acids. The record is from RefSeq and is a predicted model, not a curated record. Gene Ontology annotation, biological process: mitochondrial proton-transporting ATP synthase complex assembly. The transcript has 3 exons. Gene Ontology annotation, cellular component: mitochondrial membrane. NCBI's taxonomy places the organism in Eukaryota, Metazoa, Chordata, Actinopteri, Cichliformes, Cichlidae.